This is a messenger RNA of Girardinichthys multiradiatus, 17188 nucleotides long. RefSeq names its product ryanodine receptor 1b (skeletal) (gene ryr1b). Gene Ontology annotation, cellular component: sarcolemma; Z disc; sarcoplasmic reticulum membrane. The transcript is spliced from 109 exons. The record is from RefSeq and is a predicted model, not a curated record. Gene Ontology annotation, biological process: calcium ion transmembrane transport; intracellular calcium ion homeostasis. NCBI's taxonomy places the organism in Eukaryota, Metazoa, Chordata, Actinopteri, Cyprinodontiformes, Goodeidae. Gene Ontology annotation, molecular function: protein binding; ryanodine-sensitive calcium-release channel activity. Bases 54 to 15335 code for a protein of 5093 amino acids.
GAAGGAGAGCAUAUGGAGCCCGGAAAGGAGCUGAGCAUAACACUCGGUGGAAGAUGGCAGAAGGGGGAGAGGGAGAAGAGGAGAUUCAGUUCCUGCGAACGGAUGACCAGGUUGUUCUGCAGUGCACUGCCUCCGUUCUAAAGGAGCAGCAGAUCAAACUCUGUCUGUCCUGCGAGGGUUUCGGGAACCGUCUCUGCUUUCUGGAAACCACAUCUAACGCUCAGAAUGUGCCCCCAGACCUGGCUAUAUGCACAUUCAUCCUGGAGCAGUCGCUCUCAGUCCGAGCCCUGGUGGAGAUGCUGGCCAACACAGUGGAGAUGACCGAGGCAGUCGAUUUGGACAAGUGGUCGUCGCAGGGUGGAGGCCAUCGCACCUUACUGUACGGUCAUGCCAUUCUUCUGAGACACCACCACUCAAGCAUGUAUCUGAGCUGUUUGACCACAUCUCGAUCCCUCACUGACAAGCUGGCCUUCGAUGUGGGCCUGCAAGAGGAUUCCAUUGGUGAGGCGUGUUGGUGGACAAUUCAUCCAGCUUCCAAACAGAGGUCGGAAGGUGAAAAGGUCAGGGUGGGUGAUGACCUCAUUCUCGUCAGUGUGUCGUCUGAGAGAUACCUGCAUCUGUCCUACGCCAGCGGAGAUCUGAUGGUGGAUGCCUCCUUCAUGCAAACUCUGUGGAACAUGAACCCGAUUAGUUCGGGAUGUGAAUUAGCUGAGGGAUAUCUGACAGGGGGUCACGUUCUCAGGCUGUUUCACGGCCACAUGGACGAGUGUCUGGCCAUCCCAACGCCAGAGGAAGGAGAGGAAAAGCGCAGGACGGCUCACUAUGAAGGCGGUGCUGUGUGCAGUCAGGCUCGGUCCUUGUGGAGGCUGGAGCCCCUCAGAAUCAGUUGGAGCGGCAGCCACAUGAAAUGGGGACAGUCUUUCCGUAUUCGCCACAUCACCACGGGUCGGUACCUCUGUCUGGAUGACGACAAGGUCCUGAUGGUGGUGGACCCGGAGAAGGCCAACACCAAACUGUCUGCAUUCUGCUUUCGCAUCUCAAAGGAGAAGGUGGAUGUGGCUCAGAAACGGGACGUAGAGGGAAUGGGAAUUCCUGAGAUAAAGUAUGGAGAGUCCAUGUGCUUUGUUCAGCAUGUGUCCACAGGACUGUGGCUCACGUAUGCCGCCCUGGAUGCUAAGGCUGCUCGGUUAGGAACAAUGAAAAGAAGGGUCAUUCUGCAUCAGGAAGGCCACAUGGAUGACGCUCUUACUGUGUCGCGUUCUCAGACAGAGGAGUCUCAGGCGGCUCGAAUGAUUUACAACACCACAGGGCUCUUCAGACAGUUCAUCAAGGGACUGGACUCUCUGAGCGGGAAGAACAAGUCUCCAGGUUCGGUUUCCCUUCCCCUGGAGGGAGUCAUCCUCUCUCUUCAAGAUCUCAUCUUCUACUUCCGGCCACCGGAAGAGGAACUGGAGCACGAGGAGAAGCAGACCAAGCUCCGCUCCCUCCGCAACCGCCAGAACCUCUUCCAAGAGGAGGGAAUGAUCACCAUCGUGUUGGUGUGCAUCGACCGCCUGAAUGUAUACAACACCGCUGCCCACUUUUCUGAAUUUGCCGGCGAGGAGGCAGCCGAGUCCUGGAAGGAGAUCGUUAACCUCCUUUAUGAGCUGCUGGCUUCUCUUAUCAGGGGGAACCGCUCUAAUUGUGCGUUGUUCUGUGAUAACCUGGACUGGCUGGUCAGCAAACUGGAUCGUCUGGAGGCCUCCUCAGGAAUCCUCGAGGUGCUGUACUGUGUCCUCAUUGAAAGCCCAGAGGUUCUGAACAUCAUUCAGGAGAACCACAUUAAAUCCAUCAUCUCUCUGCUUGACAAGCAUGGAAGGAACCAUAAGGUUCUGGAUGUCUUGCGCUCUCUCUGUGUGUGUAAUGGUGUCGCUGUGAGGUCCAACCAGAACCUCAUCACAGAAAACCUGCUGCCAGGUCGAGACCUCCUGCUUCAAACCAACAUUGUCAACUAUGUCACCAGUGUGAGGCCAAACAUCUUCCUGGGUACCUGUGAGGGGUCCACGCAGUAUAAGAAGUGGUACUACGAGAUGAUUGUGGACUACGUGGAGUCCUUUGUGACAGCGCAGGCUACACACCUGCGGGUGGGCUGGGCCAUGACUGAGGGCUACAGCCCAUACCCUGGAGGAGGCGAAGGCUGGGGAGGAAAUGGUGUGGGAGAUGACCUCUACUCUUAUGGCUUUGAUGGGGUGCAUUUAUGGUCAGGUACCGUGGCCCGGCAGGUGGCUUCGCCUAACGUUCACACUCUGGCUGCGGACGAUGUUAUCAGUUGCUGUCUGGAUCUGAGCGUGCCCAGUAUCUCCUUCCGCAUCAACGGCCAUCCGGUUCAGGGCAUGUUUGAGAACUUUAAUGUGGACGGUCUCUUCUUUCCGGUCAUCAGCUUCUCUGCUGGAGUCAAAGUUCGGUUCCUCCUCGGUGGUCGACACGGAGACUUUAAGUUCAUGCCCCCACCAGGCUACGCCCCGUGUUACGAAGCCCUGCUGCCCAGAGAGAGGAUGCGCAUCGAACACAUCAAGGAGUACAAGCACGACUUCAACGGUGUGCGCAACCUUCUGGGUCCCACCCAGUCCCUCACCCACACCUCAUUUACCCCCUGCCCUGUGGAUACAGUUCAGAUUGUGCUGCCACCCCACCUUGAACGUAUCAGAGAGAAGUUGGCAGAGAACAUCCAUGAGCUUUGGGCGGUGACUCGCAUUGAGCAGGGCUGGACCUAUGGGACUUUCAGGGAUGACAACAAGAAACUCCAUCCUUGUUUGGUGGACUUCCAAAGUCUUCCUGAACCAGAAAAGAACUACAAUCUGCAGAUGUCAGGGGAGACUCUCAAGACUCUACUGGCGUUGGGUUGCCAUGUCGGAAUGGGGGAUGAGAAGGCAGAAGAAAAUCUCAAGAAGAUCAAGCUCCCCAAGACGUAUGUCAUGACCAAUGGCUACAAGCCUGCACCCCUCGAUCUCAGCCACGUCAAACUGACACCAAACCAGAAUCAGCUUGUGGAGAAGUUGGCAGAAAAUGGGCAUAAUGUUUGGGCGAGGGACCGGGUACGCCAAGGAUGGACCUACAGCAUCGUGCAGGAUAUUGUGAAUAAGCGCAACCCUCGUUUGGUACCAUACAACCUGCUGGACGAGAGAACUAAGAAAACCAACCGAGACAGUGUUAACAAUGCUGUCCGCACCCUCAUUGGUUAUGGCUACAAUAUCGAGCCUCCAGAUCAAGAGAGCACUGGUCACGGCCUUGAGAACAUCCGCGGGGACAAGGUCCGGAUCUUCAGGGCAGAGAAGUCAUACGCCAUCACCCAAGGGAAGUGGUACUUUGAGUUCGAAGCUGUAACAACUGGAGAGAUGAGAGUAGGCUGGGCGCGUCCCUGCGUCCGCUCUGACACCGAGCUAGGAGCUGAUGAGCUAGCUUACGUCUUUAAUGGCAAUAAGGCUCAAAGAUGGCACAUUGGUAAUGAGCCUUUUGGUCGGCAGUGGCAGUCCGGUGACGUAGUUGGCUGCAUGAUUGACCUGAGUGAGAUGAAUAUCAUGUUCACACUUAAUGGAGAAAUGCUGAUCAGUGACUCAGGCUCGGAGAUGGCUUUCAAAGACAUCGAAAUUGGGGAAGGCUUCAUCCCAGUGUGCGCCCUCGGCCUGUCACAGGUCGGAAGGAUCAAUCUUGGUCAGAACGUCAGCAGCCUGCGCUAUUUUGCCAUCUGUGGCCUACAGGAAGGGUUUGAACCUUUUGCCAUCAACAUGAAGCGAGACAUCACCAUGUGGUUCAGUAAAAGUUUGCCACAGUUUGUCCCUGUUCCCACUGACCACAACCACAUCGAGGUUUCCCGCGUGGACGGCACUGUGGACAGCGCCCCCUGUCUGAAGCUGACCCAUAAGACCUUUGGGUCGCAGAACGCCAACACGGACAUGAUGUUCCUCAGACUCAGCAUGCCCGUGGAGUUCCAUGAGACCUUCAAGGUCCCAGCCGGCACCACGCCUCUCACCAGGGCCCUUACCAUUCCUGAAGAGGAGGUGGUGGUGGUGGAGCCUGACUCCGAGUUUGAGGUUUUAAAGAAGUCUGCCAGUCGUAAGGAACAGGAGGAUGAGAAGAAAGAGCCGUCUGUACCAAAAGAGAUCUCCGUAGAGAACGAGAAGGACACCAUGUCAGAAAAGGGCAAGAAAAAAGGAUUUUUCUCUAAAGCCAAGAAAGCUGCUAUGACACCUCUUGCCCCUCCUCCUGCACCUCCAACCGUACCUCGAUUGUUGGAAGAUGUGGUCCCUGAUGACAGAGAUGACCCUGAAAUCAUCCUCAGUACCACCACUUAUUACUACUCUGUGAGGAUCUUCGCUGGUCAGGAGCCAUCCUGUGUGUGGGUUGGCUGGGUCACCCCCGACUACCACCAGUAUGACCCGACCUUUGAUCUUUCCAAGGUGCGCAACGUCACCGUGACUGUGGGAGAUGACAAAGGCAACAUUCAUGACAGUAUGAAGCAUAGUAACUGCUACAUGGUCUGGGGAGGAGACCUGGUUAGCAACCAACAGACUCGCUUCAGCCAGGAAGACAUGGUGAUUGGCUGCCUGGUCGACCUGGCCACAGGCCUCAUGACCUUCACAGCCAAUGGAAAGGAGAUCAACACCUUCUACCAGGUGGAGCCUAACACCAAACUGUUCCCUGCAGUCUUCAUUCAACCAACAAAUCAGAACAUGGCUCAGCUGGAGUUGGGCAAACUGAAGAACAUUAUGCCAAUAUCAGCAGCGAUGUUCCGCAGCGAGCGGAAGAAUCCCGUCCCCCAGUGCCCACCAAGGCUGGACGUCCAGAUGCUUACUCCAGUAAUAUGGAGCCGUAUGCCAAAUAACUUCCUGAAACCGGAGGUGGGCAAAAUGACCGAGCGACUGGGUUGGAUGGUGGAGUGUGUUGAACCUCUCAUCAUGAUGGCACUGCACAUCCCUGAGGAGAACAGGUGUAUUGACAUCCUGGAGCUGUCAGAGCGCCUGGAUCUCAUGAAGUUCCACUACCACACGCUCAUGCUGUACUGUGCCGUGUGUGCACUUGGCAACAACCGAGUAGCCCACGCGUUGUGCAGCCAUGUGGACGAAUCUCAGCUCUUCUAUGCCACCGAGAACACUUACCUUCCCGGGCCUCUCCGCAGCGGCUACUAUGACCUACUGAUCAGCAUUCACCUGGAAUCGGCUAAACGGGCUCGUCUGGGCACCAACAGAGAGUUUAUCAUCCCCAUGACUGAGGAGACGCUCAGCAUCAAGCUCUAUCCUGAUGUGAAGAAGGCCCAUUCUCUACCUGGUGUUGGCCUCACCACCUGCUUACGGCCAAAGCUGCAUUUCUCAUCUGUCAACUUUGUUGGUACAAACCCUGAUAUUUACACCCUGAGCCCUGUUUUUCCAUUACAGGAGUUGAAAACCAGGGCCAUUAGCAUGCUAACAGAAGCUGUGCUGGAUGGUAGUCAGGCAAUGCGCGAUCCAGUAGGUGGUAGCGUUGAGUUCCACUUUGUCCCCAUCCUGAAGCUCAUCAGCACGCUGCUCAUUAUGGGCAUCUUCAAUGACGAGGACACCAAGCACAUCCUCAAGAUGAUCGAUCCCAAUGUUUUCAGUGGCAAAGAAGAGGAGGAGGAGGAAGGAGAAAAGACUGAGGAGGGGGAAGCUGUUGAAGGAGAGAGUGAGGAGCAGAAGGACGAGGAAACAGAGGAGGCAGCUGAUGCAGAGCUUGAGGAUGAGGGGGUUGGUGAUGAGGAAGAGGAGGGGCUAAAAGAGCUGGAGAGAGGAGAGCUAGAGGGCGAGGAUGCUAAGCCUAAGGAAGAAGGUGAGGAGGGCGGACAUAAGGAGGCCAAAGGGGGUAAAGUUGAUGGAGAGAAAGCAGAGGAAGAAAAGGAGAAAGAGGCAGUAGAACCAGAAGCCAAAGUAGAGGAGGAGGGUCCAGAGGAAGGACUACUUCAAAUGAAGCUACCAGAGUCUGUCAAGUUGCAGAUGUGCACCCUCCUGCAGUACUUCUGCGACUGUGAGCUCAGACACAGAGUGGAAACCAUCGUUGCUUACUCAGACAACUUUGUUCAGGAUGUUCAAAAGAAUCAACGUGUGCGCUACAACCUGUUAAUGAGAGCCUUCACCAUGACGGCUGCAGAAACUGCCCGCAGGACCCGCGAGUUCCGUUCACCUCCGCAAGACCAGGUUAUUUUGCUGACCAACUUCAAACAUGGUCCUGAGAAUGAAGAGUGUCCUGUUCCUGAGGAGGUGCGAGAGACGCUGGCAAAUUUCCACAACGACAUUUUGCUUCAUUGUGGUAUACACAUCGAGCACGAAGCAGAGGAAGAGGAGGUAGACACGUCACUCCGGGGUAGACUCAUCAGUCUGGUGGAAAAGGUUAAGAACUUCCGCAAAAGGGAAGAAGAGGAAAAGCCAGAGGUGGAGGAGGAACCAAAACCAAGUACCCUUCAGGAGCUUAUCUCCCACACCAUGAUACACUGGGCCCAGGAGUCUUUCAUCCAAAACCCAGAACUGGUGCGUUUGAUGUUCAGCCUGCUUCACAGACAGUACGACGGGCUGGGCGAGCUGAUACGAGCUCUGCCCAAAGCCUACGCCAUCAAUGCUGUGUCCGUUCAAGACACCAUGGACCUGCUGGAGUGUUUGGGUCAGAUCCGAUCGCUGCUCAUCGUCCAGAUGGGUCCUGAAGAGGAGAGGCUUAUGAUCCAGAGCAUUGGGAAUAUCAUGAACAACAAAGUUUUCUAUCAGCACCCUAACCUGAUGAGAGCUCUUGGGAUGCAUGAGACCGUCAUGGAGGUGAUGGUCAAUGUGUUAGGUGGGGGUGGGGACUCGAAGGAGAUUCGAUUCCCUCAAAUGGUGACCAACUGCUGUCGUUUCCUGUGUUACUUCUGUCGCAUCAGCCGACAGAACCAGCGCUCCAUGUUCGACCACCUGAAUUACCUGCUGCAGAACAGUGGCAUUGGCUUGGGCAUGCGUGGGUCCACGCCUCUGGAUGUGGCUGCUGCCUCCUGCAUUGACAACAAUGAGCUGGCUUUGGCUUUACAAGAGCAGGACCUGGAAAUGGUGGUGACGUAUCUGGCUGGCUGCGGACUGCAGAGUUGUCCAAUGCUCCUGUCUAAGGGCUACCCUGACAUCGGCUGGAACCCAUGUGGAGGAGAGAGAUAUCUGGAUUUCCUGCGCUUUGCUGUUUUUGUUAAUGGAGAGAGCGUGGAGGAGAACGCCAACGUUGUUGUGCGUUUGCUCAUCCGUCGCCCCGAAUGCUUUGGCCCAGCCCUGAGAGGAGAGGGUGGCAACGGUCUGCUGGCUGCCAUGGAGGAGGCCAUUAAGAUCUCAGAAGAUCCAGCAAGGGAUGGACCAACAGUGAAGAAAGACAGACGAUUCAUGUUUGGAGGUGAGGGACAGCAUGAAGAGAAUCGGGUUCAUCUGGGAAAUGCCAUCAUGUCCUUCUACUCUGCACUGAUCGAUCUACUGGGUCGCUGUGCUCCUGAGAUGCAUCUAAUCCAAGCAGGCAAAGGUGAGGCUCUAAGAAUCCGAGCCAUCCUCAGAUCUCUGGUGCCCAUAGAAGACCUGGUGGGUGUAAUAAGCUUGCCAGUACAGAUACCUGCCUAUGGUAAAGAUGGUCAGAUCAUAGAGCCAAAGAUGUCUGCCAGUUUUGUGCCAGACCACAAGGCUUCCAUGGUGCUGUUCCUCGACAGAGUCUACGGCAUAGACAAUCAGGACUUCCUGCUUCAUGUGCUCGAAGUUGGCUUCCUGCCUGACAUGAGAGCUGCUGCUUCUCUGGAUACAGUGGCCUUCAGUACAACUGAAAUGGCCCUGGCUCUGAACCGCUACCUCUGCUCAGCUGUGCUGCCUCUGCUCACCAAGUGUGCCCCGCUGUUCGCUGGGACGGACCAUCGAGCCAUUAUGAUCGACUCCAUGCUCCACACCAUUUACCGCCUGUCCCGUGGCCGAGCCCUGACCAAGGCUCAGAGGGAUGUCAUCGAAGAGUGCCUAAUGUCGCUCUGCAAGUACCUCAGACCCUCCAUGCUGCAGCAUCUGCUCAGGCGGCUGGUAUUUGAUGUACCCAUUCUAAAUGAAUAUGCAAAGAUGCCUCUGAAGCUGCUCACUAAUCACUACGAGCGCUGCUGGAAAUACUACUGUUUACCAAACGGAUGGGCAAACUUUGGAGUGACCUCAGAGGAGGAGCUUCAUCUAUCUCGGAAGCUCUUUUGGGGAAUCUUUGAAUCAUUGGCACAUAAGAAAUUUGAUGCAGAGCUUUUUAAGAUCGCCAUGCCGUGCCUCUGUGCUAUAGCAGGAGCCAUCCCUCCUGACUAUGUGGAUGCCAGCUACUCCUCUCACACUGAGAAAAAGGCCUCAGUGGACGCUGAAGGCAACUUUGAUCCCAAACCUGUCGAGACCACCAACACCAUCAUACCAGAGAGACUGGAUGCUUUCAUUAACAAGUACGCAGAACACACUCACGAUAAGUGGGCUUUUGAAAAGAUUCAGAACAACUGGACCUAUGGAGAGGUGUUGGAUGAGAAUGCUAAAACUCACCCAAUGUUGCGGCCAUACAAAACAUUCUCUGAGAAGGACAAGGAGAUCUACCGUUGGCCCAGUAAAGAAUCCAUCAAAGCCAUGCUUGCAUGGGAGUGGACCUUGGAGAAAGCCAGGGAUGGAGAGGGAGAGGUGGAGAAGAAGGCCUCCACACGCAAGAUCUCCCAAACUGCUCAGUCCACUUAUGAUCCCAGCCAUGGCUACAACCCGCAGCCAAUAGACAUCUCAGGGAUGGCUUUGUCCAGAGAACUGCAGUCUAUGGCUGAGCAACUGGCUGAGAACUACCACAACACCUGGGGCAGGAAGAAGAAAUUGGAGUUACAGGCUAAAGGUGGUGGUACACACCCUUUGCUUGUACCUUAUGACACUCUGACGGCCAAAGAGAAGGCCCGGGACAGGGAGAAAGCCCAGGAUCUUCUUAAGUUCCUCCAGCUCAACGGAUACGCUGUGACAAGGGGUCUAAAGGACAUGGAGCAGGACAUUUCUUCCAUCGAGAAGCGUUUUGCGUAUGGAUUCCUCCAGAAGCUUCUCAAAUGGAUGGACAUCGCUCAGGAAUUCAUCGCUCAUCUCGAGGCUGUAGUUAGCAGCGGUCGUGUGGAGAAGUCUCCACAUGAACAGGAGAUCAAAUUCUUUGCCAAGAUUCUUCUUCCACUCGUUAAUCAGUACUUCAAGAACCACUGCCUGUACUUUCUCUCUACUCCUGCCAAAGUUUUGGGCAGUGGAGGCCUUUCCUCUAACAAAGAGAAAGAGAUGAUUGCCAGUAUCUUCUGUAAGUUGGCUGCCUUGGUGAGGCACAGAGUAUCUCUUUUUGGAACGGAUGCACCUGCAGUGAUUAAUUGUCUGCAUAUUCUUUCGCGGUCCCUUGAUGCAAGGACUGUUAUGAAGUCAGGCCCUGAGAUUGUGAAGGCUAUCCUACGGCAGUUCUUUGAGAGUGCUGCAGAUGACAUUGAAAAGAUGGUGGAGAAUCUGAAACUGGGCAAAGUGUCUAGUAAAACCCAGGUUAAAGGUGUGUCCCAGAACAUCAACUACACCACAACCGCCUUACUACCUGUCCUCACUUCACUGUUUGACCACAUUGCCCAACACCAGUUUGGAGAUGACGUUAUUUUGGAUGACCUGCAAAUAUCCUGCUAUCGUUUGAUGUGCAGUAUAUAUUCGUUGGGAACUGUUAAGACUCCACAUGUGGAGAAACAGCGACCUGCUCUUGGAGAGUGUUUGGCACAUUUAGCAGCAGCUAUGCCAGUAGCCUUCCUGGAACCAGCACUGAAUGAAUUUAACACAUUCUCUGUCUACACAACCAAAACUCCAAGAGAGAGAACUAUUUUGGGACUGCCCAAUCAAGUUGAGGAGCUGUGCACAGACAUCCCAGAGCUGGAGGUUCUGAUGAAAGAAAUCAAUGACCUGUCUGAAUCAGGAGCUCGCUACACAGAAAUGCCCCAUGUGAUUGAGAUCACCCUGCCCAUGCUGUGUAAUUACCUUCCACGCUGGUGGGAGAGGGGCUCAGAAAACCUCCCAGAGCAGGAGGGCCAGAUCUGCACCGCCGUUACCUCCGAACAGCUCAACCAGCUGUUGGGUAGCAUUAUGAAGAUUGUCGUUAACAACCUGGGCAUUGAUGAGGCCUCUUGGAUGAAGAGAUUAGCAGUUUUUGCCCAGCCCAUUGUCAGCAGGGCUAAACCAGAGAUGCUUAAAUCCCACUUUAUUCCCACUAUGGAAAAACUGAAAAAGCGAGCAGGAAAGGUGGUGGCAGAGGAGGAGCAACUGCGCAUGGAGGGCAAAUCAGAGGUGGACAGUGAGAAUGGGACCAUACGAGAUGAGUUUGCUGUGCUGUGUCGAGACAUGUAUGCCCUUUACCCUUUGCUCAUCCGCUACGUGGACAAUAACAGGGCAAGGUGGCUGACCUGUCCAGACCCAGAUGCAGAAGAACUUUUCAGGAUGGUGGGAGAGGUCUUCAUCUUCUGGUCUAAAUCACAUAACUUCAAGAGGGAGGAGCAGAACUUUGUGGUGAUGAAUGAGAUCAACAACAUGUCCUUCCUCACUGCUGACAGUAAGAGUAAGAUGAGCAAGGCUGGAGACGGAGAGUCUGGAGGCUCAGAGCAGGAACGUAGCAAGAAGAAGAGACGAGGAGAUCGCUACUCUGUGCAGACCUCCUUGAUUGUGGCGGCAUUAAAGAAACUGCUCCCCAUCGGCCUAAAUAUGUGCUCUCCUGCUGACCAGGAGCUCAUCAACCUUGCUAAGAUCAGAUACUCACUGAAAGACACAGAUGAAGAGGUGAGGGAAUUCUUGCAAAACAACCUACAUCUGCAAGGCAAGGUGGAGGAUCCAGCUAUGCGCUGGCAGAUGGCUCUUUACAAGGAGAUGGCUGGAAAGGCUGAAGAUGCUGAAGAUCCCGAGAAGGUGGUGAAAAGGGUACAAGAGGUCUCGGCUGUCCUUUACCACAUCGAGGUGACUGAGCAUCCCUUCAAGUCGAAGAAAAUGGUAUGGCACAAGCUGCUGUCCAAACAGCGCCGCAGAGCAGUGGUGGCUUGUUUUAGGAUGACGCCUCUGUACAACAUCCCAAAGCACAGAGCCACCAACAUGUUCUUGAAUGCCUACAAGCGCAACUGGUUAGAAACUGAGGGCUACUCAUUUGAAGACAAGAUGAUUGAUGACCUGUCAAAAGCCAUGGAGGAAGAGGAAGAGGAGGAAGAAGAGACGGAGACAAAGCCUGAUCCUCUUCAUCAGUUGAUUCUUCACUUCAGUCGCACGGCUCUAACAGAAAAGACGAAACUUGAAGUUGACCAUCUUUACAUGUCUUAUGCUGAUAUCAUGGCAAAGAGCUGCCACAUUGGUGAGGAAGACGAAGGGGGAGAACUGGAGGGGGAGGAGCCAUCCUUUGAGGUGCGGCAGACAGAGAUGGAAAAGGAGAUGGAGAAACAGAGGCUUCUGUACCAGCAGUCCCGUCUGCACAACCGUGGGGCUGCAGAGAUGGUGCUGCAAAUGAUCAGCGCCUGUAAAGGUGAACCUGGAGUCAUGGUUUCUUCAACGCUCAAACUGGGAAUCUCCAUCCUCAACGGAGGCAACAGUGAUGUUCAGCAGAAAAUGCUGGACUACCUGAAGGACAAAAAGGAUGUGGGAUUUUUCCUUAGCGUUCAGGCUCUGAUGCAGACCUGCAGCGUUUUGGACUUGAAUGCAUUCGAGAGACAGAACAAGGCGGAGGGACUUGGGAUGGUUUCAGAGGAGGGAUCGAAUGAGAAAGUAAUGGCAGAUGACGAAUUUACGUGCGACCUCUUCCGCUUCCUGCAGCUUCUGUGUGAAGGCCACAAUAAUGAUUUUCAGAACUACCUGAGAACCCAGACAGGCAGCACCACAACCAUCAACGUCAUCAUCUGCACUGUGGACUACCUGCUGCGACUGCAGGAGUCCAUCAGUGACUUUUACUGGUACUACUCAGGGAAAGACAUCAUCGAUGGACCCGGUAAGAGGAAUUUCUCCAAAGCCAUGACUGUGGCCAAACAAGUCUUCAACAGCUUGACUGAGUACAUCCAGGGUCCCUGCACUGGUAACCAGCAGUCUCUAGCCCACAGCAGGUUGUGGGACGCUGUCGUGGGUUUCCUCCACGUUUUUGCUCAUAUGAUGAUGAAACUGGCUCAGAUGCACCCUGAUCCUGGACAACGAAGUGUCGAUCAUUUUUGGAGUAGAACACACUCUGAGGAUUCGAGUCAAAUCGGACUGUUGAAAGAGCUGUUGGAUCUGCAGAAGGACAUGGUGGUCAUGCUUCUGUCUCUCCUUGAAGGGAAUAUUGUGAAUGGCACCAUUGCAAGGCAAAUGGUUGACAUGUUGGUGGAGUCCUCAAGCAACGUGGAGAUGAUCCUUAAGUUCUUCGACAUGUUCCUGAAGCUCAAAGACAUCGUGGCAUCUGACGCCUUCCGAGACUAUGUGACCGAUCCGCGUGGACUCAUCUCCAAGAAGGACUUCUCCAAGGCCAUGGACAGUCAGAAGCAGUACUCUCCAUCAGAAAUCCAGUUCCUGCUCUCCUGCUCAGAAGCCGAUGAAAAUGAAAUGAUCAACUUUGAGGAAUUUGCGGAUCGCUUCCAGGAGCCGGCAAAAGACAUCGGUUUUAACAUAGCUGUUCUGCUGACGAACCUGUCUGAGCACGUGCCCCAUGACACCCGCCUUCAGAACUUCCUGGAGCAGGCGGAGAGCGUGCUCAACUACUUCCGGCCUUUCCUCGGUCGCAUCGAGAUUAUGGGAGCCAGCAGGAGGAUUGAGCGUAUUUACUUCGAGAUCAGCGAGGCCAACCGGAACCAGUGGGAAAUGCCGCAAGUCAGAGAGUCCAAGCGGCAGUUCAUCUUCGACGUGGUCAACGAGGGUUGCGAGAGCGAGAAGAUGGAGAUGUUUGUGAACUUUUGCGAGGACACCAUCUUUGAGAUGAACAUUGCAGCGUCUAUAUCUGAGCCCGAGGGUGAUGGAGUGGAAGAGGAAGACGAUGAGGAGGAAAAGGAGGGCGGAGGAGAGGAAGCAGAGUCUGGAGAGGGCGAGGAAGGCAAUGGAGAGGGCGCUGUUCCUGAAUCAGCAUCGGCCUUUGCAGAAUUCCUGAAGAGUGUGAUGGAUUUCUUCAACAUGUUCACCUUCCGUAACCUGCGGCGUCAGUACCGAAAACUCAGAAGAAUGACAAUGAAGGAGAUGGUGGUCGGACUCAUAACGUUUGUCUACACCAUUCUGAUGGGAAUCCUCAUAUUUGUCUAUAACAUAUGUAAGGGAUUCUUCACACUCAUAUGGAAGGCUCUGUUCGGUGGGGGCUUGGUGGAGGGAGCCAAGAAGAUGACCGUCACAGAGAUUUUAGCCAGCAUGCCGGAUCCAACACAAGACGAAGUGCAUGGAGAUCUGCCACUAGAGCCAGGAGCUAGAGAGGACCAAGAAGCAGAUAUGGGAACGGACCACUUAGAUACGGUUGGAGGAGAAGAAGCGGAAGAGGAUGGGGAAGAAGGGGAAGGCGGCCGUCUACCUGGUUUUAACACACCUGGGGGUCUUGGAGACUUUGGAGAUACGACACCAGAAGAGCCUCCAACUCCAGAGGGCACCCCGUUGCUGAAGAGGAAACUGCUGGCUGCAGUGGGAGGACAAGGAGAGGAGGAGAACGUCCAACCUGAACAGGAGGCCCCUCAGGAGACUGAGAAGGCAGACAUUGAGAAUAGAGAGAAGACAGAGAAACCAGAGCCUGAACCUGAAGUGAAGGAGGAAGAGCCCGUGGAGAUCGAGGAGAAAACGGUGAAGACAAAAACAAAGAAGGACAAGAAACCUGCUGAGGGGGGCUUUGAGUUGUGGAAUGAGCUGGAGGUGCAGAGGAUUAAAUUCAUGAACUACCUUUCCCGUAACUUCUACAACCUUCGGUUUUUGGCUCUGUUCAUCGCAUUCGCUCUUAAUUUCAUCCUGCUCUUCUACAAGGUGUCCGACUCUCCUCCAGGUGAGGAGGAGUUUGAGGGGUCUGGUCUGUUUGAGGGCUCCGGCCUGUUCGAAGGCUCCGGUGCUGAGGAAGAUGGGUCCGGAUUGGAGGAAGGUGGGGAAGAUGAUGACGAAGAGGGUCCUUUGUACUACUUCUUGGAAGAAAGUACCGGUUAUAUGGAACCAGCCCUGGCUUUCCUAGCCAUCACCCACACCAUCAUCUCCUUCCUCUGCAUCAUCGGCUACAACUGCCUUAAGGUCCCUCUGGUUAUCUUUAAAAGGGAGAAGGAGCUGGCCAGAAAGCUGGAGUUUGAUGGUCUGUAUGUCACUGAGCAGCCUGAAGAUGAUGACAUCAAGGGGCAGUGGGACAGACUGGUCCUUAACACACCAAGUUUCCCAAAUAACUACUGGGACAAGUUUGUGAAGAGAAAGGUUCUAGAUAAAUACGGCGACAUCUAUGGCAGAGAGAGAAUCGCCGAGCUGCUCGGUAUGGAUCUGGCAUCUUUAGAUGUCAGUGCCAUGACCCAUGAGAAGAAACCUGAACCUGAUACCUCAAUGUUCAGCUGGAUAACAUCGAUUGAUGUCAAAUACCAGAUUUGGAAGUUUGGGGUCGUCUUCACUGACAAUACAUUCCUUUACCUGGUUUGGUACAUGCUGAUGUCUCUACUGGGACACUACAACAACUUCUUCUUUGCUUGCCAUCUUCUGGACAUCGCCAUGGGUGUCAAAACGCUGCGGACCAUUCUGUCUUCUGUUACCCACAACGGCAAACAGCUGGUGAUGACCGUGGGCCUGCUGGCUGUCGUGGUGUACCUCUACACUGUGGUGGCCUUCAACUUCUUCCGCAAGUUCUACAACAAGAGCGAGGAUGAGGAUGAGCCGGACAUGAAGUGUGACGACAUGAUGACUUGUUACCUGUUCCACAUGUACGUCGGCGUGCGCGCUGGUGGAGGCAUCGGAGAUGAAAUCGAAGAUCCAGCCGGGGAUGAAUAUGAGCUCUACCGAGUUGUGUUUGACAUCACAUUCUUCUUCUUUGUCAUCGUCAUCCUGCUGGCUAUCAUCCAGGGUUUGAUCAUUGAUGCCUUUGGUGAGCUCAGAGACCAGCAGGAGCAGGUCAGGGAGGACAUGGAGACCAAGUGCUUCAUCUGUGGAAUAGGAAGUGACUACUUUGAUACAACGCCGCAUGGCUUUGAGACUCACACCUUAGAAGAGCAUAAUUUAGCCAACUACAUGUUCUUCUUGAUGUAUCUCAUCAAUAAGGAUGAAACAGAACACACAGGACAGGAGUCGUAUGUGUGGAAGUUGUACCAGGAGAGAUGCUGGGACUUCUUCCCUGCUGGAGACUGCUUCAGGAAGCAGUAUGAGGACCAGCUGGGAUAAAUAUUUACUGUCGCUUCUUAAAGAGAAUGAGAGGAGAGAGGAGCGAGAACAAGAGCAAAGAAAGAUCCUGCCAUGUAGAGCAGGAACACAUCCGUGUCUUAGUUUUGUCGUUUGUCUGCACAUUUUUCUUGUCUGUUAAAAGCUAUGCACACUUUGACUGCACUUUUCAACCAACUGCAGCAGAAUGUUGAAGAAAGCGUCCUAGAGGCGUAGGGAAACAAAGCAAAGCCAAGAGCCUUUUGAUUCUGCUGUAAACACAUGGCCUUUCCUGUGUAAAUUAUACAUAGAUUGCCUUGUAUAUCAACUGCGCCUGUACACAUGAGGCUCUGUUAGCCGCUACUGCUGUAAACAUUCUAGUGCCUAUAGCAAUGUCACUGCUUUAGCUGUCAGUCUCAACCUUUAGUUUAAAUAAUUUCUGAUAAAGGUUUAACAUGUCCACAUUUGUAAAGUUUGUCUCAUAGGAAAAUAUGAAACGGUCACAAAAUCUGAGGAAACCAAACCGUUGUGGAUUCACAGACAUCCAGGACAUGGCAACCCUGAGUGACACCUGGACUUCUUUUCUUGUUUUCUUAGAGAAGUUUAAACCCUCAUCCAAAAGGCUUCCUCAGUUCUGAUCGUGUACUGGGAGAUGCAGGCUUGUAGCUAGGACAAUGACAUCUGUCCCACCAUGUGACCCACUUGGGUCGCUGUCACCUGUGUGACUUUCAGAGUAUUUAUAAGCUUGAGAGGUUUGUGUUUUGUUUUUUUAUGUAUCUUGUUGAGUUGUCAGUUCUUUUUUAAUCAUUAAAGUCUGCUUUAAUGCAGCCUAACCCAUUGGUAGGGCAUUAGUAGUGUGAAAAAUUGUGACAACCCCACAAGACAUAUCAUUCACAGAACAAGAGUCAAUCUUUACUUAACAACAUUCUGGUAUCCUUUCUAAUCUGGAAGGAUCUGCAUGUUAAAUGUGACACAAUAUGCCUUCUUGUGACGACUUUACUGAUAGUUUUACUGAUCAAAGGCCAGAUUUAGCUUGUUGGGGUUGAAGUGACAGAUUUUAUGGAUUUCAGUCUUGCUGUUUCGAGACAAAAGCUUCCCACAAGCGAUCAUGAACUUAAACCAACUCACCAAAACCGUGAAUAAGAUAGAACUCAAGUAUGUGGAAUAAACACCUGUGCGAAUCAGCUGUUUAGACACUCUGCAGUCUGACAAUGUGUCCCUAGAUGUUUGUGGACUCCCGUCUCUACUGGCACCUCUUUGCCCUAAUAGAUAGUGAGACAAACACACACACAAGGGGGACGCCGAGGUAAUUUAUUCUGUUUUACGCAGAUAAAGAUGUCUGGAAUGAGGUUUUAUGCACAAAGUCAGUGCAAUAAAAUAAGUGUUGAAUGUAUCUAAUAAGAACUUGAUGAAAAGACAUAUUUUACAUUCGUCAUGGAUUGUUAUAUUUAUUUUUCUCUAAGGCUCUGAGGUGUGGACAUAAUCUUGUUUUCAGACACGAGCUUCUCACAGACCCUGGAUGGUGAAGGGAAUUAGUCUUACCAUGAAAGAAGGCUCCAGUUUUCAGCCAGAAACAGAGUGUUUGCUUUUCUUUCAGCUCGUUAGGUUUUUACCAUAGAUAUUUUUAGAAAUUCAGCAUUCGGAUAAUUUUUCUCAGUCAAGUUGUGUGUGAUGCGUUGAUUUCUGACACAUUCACUUGCUCUCCAUCUUGAAUUAAUGACGUGUCGGAGACAGAGUGGUGUUUUUGGUUGCUGGUGGCUCUGAGGUGGACCUGAUGGUUUGAAGAUGAAUGGAGGUCACAACUUUCCACUUGACUGAGUGUCCUCUGACUAAACCCUGUGUUUCAAUAUGGAAUAAACAGAUUAUUUUAAGGAGAA